This is a messenger RNA of Anopheles funestus (African malaria mosquito), 1413 nucleotides long. RefSeq names its product Bardet-Biedl syndrome 5 protein homolog (gene BBS5). Lineage: Eukaryota; Metazoa; Arthropoda; Insecta; Diptera; Culicidae. The coding region runs from base 132 to 1175 and encodes 347 amino acids. The transcript has 2 exons. Gene Ontology annotation, biological process: intracellular transport; cilium assembly. Gene Ontology annotation, cellular component: BBSome; ciliary basal body. Gene Ontology annotation, molecular function: phosphatidylinositol-3-phosphate binding. The record is from RefSeq and is a predicted model, not a curated record.
AAAGCGAGUUCUAUUCGGCAUUGUUGAGCAUCGCAAAGCAGUUACCAUGGUGACGGAAUGGGUCGAGCCUACACAUAACAAAGGGAAUACCUAGAUACGCACCGUGAAGUCUAGCGUAGAAAUAGAGCAAAAUGAACCAAAAACCAGUUUGGGAGGAUAGAGAAGUUAAAUUCGACAUCCCUUCGGUCUACAAAACAACCCGCAGCGGAGAAGUUAUCCUAGAUGUGCUCGAUUCUGUAGAAGACACUAAGGGCAACAGUGGUGACUGUGGUCGGAUUUUAGUGACCAACCUACGUCUCAUCUGGUAUUCGAUUACGUCGCACCGUUUUAGCCUUUCCAUUGGCUACUCCUGCAUACUGACCAUGAACACCAAAACGGUGGUUUCGAAAGUUCGCGGAACCACCCAAGCGCUGUACGUACUCAGCGUUGGAUCGAACUCGCGGUUUGAGUUCAUAUUCACCAACCUGACGGCUACCAAUACGAAACACUUUGCUUCCAUCUUUGAUGUGUACCGUCUCUACCAGGGCUCGACCGUCUACAGAGAGCUAAAGCUUCGUUCCUCGGUGGUAGUGUCGGGACAGCUGCAAGUGCAGCCUCAGGAGCAGAUCUUCAACACCAUCAACGGCGUGUGGAACCUGUCGAGCGAUCAGGGAAACCUUGGCAUCCUGAUCGUAAGCAAUGUACGGCUCGUUUGGUACGCGGAGAUGAACAACAGCUUUAACAUAUCGCUGCCGUACAUGCAGAUAGCAAGUUUGCGCAUUCGUGAGUCAAAGUACGGCCCUGCGUUAGUCAUUCAAACGCUCGAAACGGCUGGCUCUUACGUAUUGGGCUUUCGCAUUGAUCCUGCCGAUCGGCUCGGCGACGUGUACAAGGAGCUACAUUCACUCCAUAGUGUCUAUACGGAAACUCCCGUGUUUGGUGUGUUUUACGAAGCGCCAGCCGCCGUCGAACGUACCCCGACCGAAUCGGUGGACGAUAUAGAGGAACUCAAUGCUACCACUGGAAGUGAAAUCAAUUCAAAGUUUACGGCCUAUCUAGCGGAUACGGCUACAAGAGAUGGUUUAGGCCAUUCUAAUCGGAGGCCUUUCUAUUGCAAAGAGCUAGGUUUUGCUAUGGAAUCUCUCAAGGACGGCUACACAGUAAAGGACCUUUGGGAUGUACUGCCAUCGCAAUAGGAUAGACAUGCGGUCAGUGGCUGAAAGCAAUAAGACAUCACACUUAACGACAAUAUCUCAGCUGUAGAUGUCCUUAUUAUCGAAAUCAUUUGUUUCCCAGAUUCGUACUAGCAACAGACACAUUUUUAUGGACUAUCGUAAUGAUGACUAACAAGAAAUCAACCCGCGCUCAUUUACAUGCAUCUUCUGCAAGCGGUAAAUGACGUUUCGAGUUAAUAAACAAUUAUUCUGCUGAUAA